Messenger RNA from Lachancea mirantina, 2061 nucleotides. The record is from the annotation of a GenBank genome assembly. Lineage: Eukaryota; Fungi; Ascomycota; Saccharomycetes; Saccharomycetales; Saccharomycetaceae.
AUGAAUGCUCUUGUCGAAAGGAUAAACAAAACUAUCAACAAUUUGAAGAGUAAAAAUGACUUCUUAAAUGAGCAGAAACAACACUAUGAGAACAUUAGAAGCCAUCUUUUAGCAUACGACGGGAAGCAAUUUAGGCUAUUGGAGGAGAAAGACGGACAAUCUGGGAUCAAAGGACUCGUUUUUGGUGAAAUUAUCAUUUCCUCGAAAAUAUUUCUGAACCUUGGCUAUGAAUUCUUCGUCGAGAAGACUCAAGGUGAGGCCAUCAGAUUUGUGACAAGCAAGAUCGAGUUGAUGGAGGACGCUAUUAGAAGUUUCGAAGAGAAAAUCACGGAAACUGAAGGCACUUUAAAGACCAUGCAAGAUAUCGCUAAUCAUGAGAAUUCUGAGGCUGAGGUCGCCGGACAAGGUCUUGUGGAGGAUUACAAAAAUGAGGAUGGAUUACAUUUCAUGGAAAUUCGCGAGGAACUGGAUGAAGAAGGCAACGUAAUUGGUUCAGCGGUGAAACCAACUUCUGUAGAAGCUGCAUUUACUCCUAACCCGCGAGAUUCGGAUCAAGAUCACAAACAUACAAAAAUUGAAGAGAUUGGGCGCUCCGACGGUGAGAAGUUUGAUUCAGAAUUUGAAAAUGGAGUUCGUGGGAUUUUCGAGACGCGAAAUCAACAGCAAAAUGAUCGUGCGCAGCCCACUGCUAGUAACAUUGAUACCGAUCAAUUCUAUACACUUGACGAGAUGGUACGUCAGCUAGACUUGCAAGAUAACGAAGAAGAUGGCGAAAUUGAUGAGAAUGAUAUCUGCUACGACUUUGACUCUUAUAAGGAGCAACACAUGGCCUCCGGGGACGAGAGUGAUGAAGAUGAGGACGAUGAAGACGAUUACAACUUCCAAAGCUCUGGAAAAAUGCCUUUCAUAGUACCGGGCCGUGCAAAAUCGUCUUUCAUGGAACAAAUAUCAAAGUUGAGAGAGGAAAAGCUUAAAACGCAGCCUCAAAUUCAAAAUAGGCCUAUUCUUAAGGAUAGCAAGCCUCAAGAAUCACCCAAAUCCUCUAAAUCAAAAAGAUCGGUUGGUUUUGCACCCGAACUAGAUAUCUACGAGGUCGACAAUGUUAAAGCUGAAACCAAAAAUAAUACAUUCAAAGCAUUUACAGCGGAGGCUCCGAGUCCGCAACUAGACGCGGACGGAUUCGAUCCAGAUCUCUUUGCCGAACUUAUCGGCGCUAAGUCAUCAGAUGCUCUUCACGAAAAAUAUGAGAAACAGGAGAAUGAGGGCGUCAGCGAUACUAAACCUGUUAAGAUACCAAGGGUCUCUCGUUUCAAGAAGGACCGCCAAGCCACGAGCGCCGCCCAAGAUUCACAGAAGCGUUUGCCCUCUGCAGAUUCUGCUGAAGCCAAGAGCGCGGUGGGCGAUAUCGUCGAGAGAAUGGUGGAGAAAGAGAAAUAUACUAGUCCCGGGCAAGACGCUGAUAUUUCAGAAGGCGAGAAGGGAAAGGAAUUUCGUAAAGACUCUUCAGACGCAUUACAAGAAGUCGUAUCUCGUCCGUCGGUUAAUUAUCACGCUCUUGGCACCAACGUGGACGAUAUGGCUCGCGCAUAUCUGCUAGGGAUGUAUGACGACGACCUGGAUGAUGCAGGGGUCGUUGUGGAAAAGCUAGAAGAUUUUCCGGAGUAUAAUGAGAAAGCCGAGUCGCUAAAGCCAGAAGUCGAGCGGUUUGUACGAGAAAAUCCAAUGCAGAGCUCAUCUAGUGCAGAUUUGGAUACUAACGCAACCAAAGCAAGAGAUGAAUUGGAUUCGGUUCAGUCCGAUGCCCUUUUGACUGACAUUGUUGAAAAAGACGUCCCGGUGGAAGAAACGCCUGAUGAUGACGAUCUUUUCUACGAUAAUCUAAGCUCAGAAGUAGCUACUGAAUAUACCAAGCUGCGACACCGUUUGAUUGCUACCCAGUCCAAUAUUGUUGAUUCCGAAGCAGAGCUAGAAUUCGAACCUAUCGACGAGCAUGGCAAUCCAGUUAGAGUUAGCAAAUUUAAGAGCGCGAAGCUUAGAACUUCAUUUACUCGCGCGCUAUAG